UCAUCUAUAAGUACAGGCAGCUAGCCUUACUUGCAAACUCAAGAGAAAACGAAAGAAAGUAAGAAAAAUUAAAGAUCAAUGGAUGAUUCUUUUCCUCUCCAUAUCUGCAACAAGAAUGUCCACACGCUUUUUAUUAUCAUAAGCAAGUCUCACGCAUUUGUGCACUGUAUCGCCAUAACUUUCUUGAUUCACUACAGAACAUCCUUUCUCUUUCAUAACCCAAUAGGCAUAGGCAGACUUAUAGUUACUAUACCAUGGCUGCUGGUGUUUUUUUCAGAAAUUCUUCUGUUCUUCGCAUGGCUACUUGGCUUAGCUUAUAGAUGGAGACCAAUUUCUCGAACUGUAUUUCCUGAAAGAUUGCCUGAAGAUGGAAAGCUUCCAGGGAUUGAUGUGUUUAUAUGCACUGCGGAUCCGAACAAAGAGCCAACUAUCGAUGUUAUGAACACAGUUUUAUCAGCUAUGGCAUUGGAUUAUCCUGCCGAGAAGCUUCAUAUUUAUUUAUCAGAUGAUGGCGGUGCUUCUAUAACUUUGCAUGGCAUAAAAGAGGCUUGGCAGUUUGCAAAGUGGUGGCUUCCAUUUUGCAGGAGAUAUGGAAUAAAGACAAGAUGUCCUAAAGCUUACUUUUCAGGUGCUGCUGCUGCUGAAGAUAAUAUCUUCGACAAUACACCUGAGUUCGUAGCUGACAGGUUAAAGAUCAAGGACAAGUAUGAGAAAAUGAAGGAUAAUAUAAUGAAAGCCAGAGAAAAUGGUUGGCUGGAAGAGAUAGGCAAGGAACAUAGUCGGGAUCACUCUGCACUCGUUGAGGUGAUAAAUGAGAUUGAGCAAAAAGACCAUGUUGAGAUGCCCUUACUCGUUUAUGUUUCUCGAGAGAAGAGGCCUUCCUCUCCUCACAAUUUUAAAGCUGGAGCCCUUAACAUCCUUCUUAGGGUGUCCGCUGCAGUAAGCAACUCACCAUACAUACUAGUGCUAGACUGUGACAUGUAUUCCAAUGAUCCAACGUCGGCUAGGCAAGCAAUGUGUUUCCACCUUGAUCCCAAGAUCUCUUCCUCUCUAGCAUUUGUUCAGUUCCCUCAAUUGUUCCAUAAUAUUGGUGCAGAUGAUAUAUAUGACAGUAAAAUCAGAUAUAUUUUCAGGCUGUGUUGGUAUGGCAUGGAUGGACUAGAGGGUCCAUGCAUGUCUGGUACAAACUUUUAUAUCAAGAGAGAGGCAUUAUAUGACAGCAAAAACAUUCAUAAUGGUGGAGAACUGGAGAAACUUAGAAAAUCUUUUGGUACUUCCAAUGAGUUCAUCAAGUCCUUGAAACCAGACUACAAACCGAGUAGCAUGAGAAGGAAAAGAGACUCUUCAUUGUUGCAAGAGAUGGAAGCUUUGGCCUCUUGCACGUAUGAAAAUGACACAGAAUGGGGAAAAGUAGUUGGUUUCAUGUAUGAUUCUGUGGUAGAAGAUUACUUCACAGGAUUCAUCUUGCACUGUAAAGGCUGGAAAUCAGUUUAUCUUAAUCCACUAAGGCCACAAUUUUUGGGCUCUGCAACUACAAAUUUAAAUGAUGUAUUGACUCAAUACACAAGAUGGAUGGCCGGGCUAGUAGGAGUUGGUAUCUCAAAAUUCUGCCCUCUCCUAUAUGGACCGCCAAGAAUGUCUUUUCUUCAAAGCGUGUGCUAUGCAGAACUUGCUCUUUUCUCUCUUUUUCAAUCCUUCUCCCUAUGGUGUUUAGCAACUAUUCCUCAACUGUGUCUACUAUGUGGCAUUCCCUUGUACCCUGAGGUUUCAAAUCCAUUCUUUUUCAUAUUCGUAUUUGUUUUUACGUCUGCCCUUGCUAAACAUCUAUUCGAAGUCGUCUAUAUGGGGCGCGACUCGUUCAAGACUAUGAUAAAUGAACAAAGAAUAUGGACCAUAAGGGCAGUUACAUGCUCUACAUAUGGAAGUUUAGAUGCUAUUUUUAAGACUCUUGGCUUAAGAGAAGCUAGUUUCUUGCCCACCAAUAAAGUGGAGGACGAUGAUCAAGUUAAGAUAUACCAGAUGGGAAAAUUUGAUUUCCAAGCUGCAACAAGGUUUCUUGCUCCAUUGGCUACCCUUGCAAUCUUGAACAUGGUAUCAUUUUCAGUGGGCAUAAUUAGAAUGAUUGUUGCAGGGAGUCUUGAUAAGUAUUUCUUGCAAGUUCUCCUCUCAUUCUACAUCUUGGCCAUCAAUUACCCUAUAAUUGAAGGGAUGAUUAUAAGAAAAGACAAGGGUCGUAUUCCGUUAUCUGUAACUCUGUUAUCUGCUGUGUUCAUAAUGAUUUUAUUAGCUUUGGGAUCUCUUGUACUCUCUCUAUGUAUUAAAUUACUAGAUAGUAAGUCUUGAAGACUUAGUUUGAAAGAACAAAUAUGGAGAAUUAUAUAUCUUAUCUUUUAUUAACUGAGACAAAGUCUGCUUGCAUA
Messenger RNA from Ricinus communis (castor bean), 2420 nucleotides. Its product is annotated as cellulose synthase-like protein G2. Lineage: Eukaryota; Viridiplantae; Streptophyta; Magnoliopsida; Malpighiales; Euphorbiaceae. The record is from RefSeq and is a predicted model, not a curated record. The transcript is spliced from 8 exons. Gene Ontology annotation, cellular component: trans-Golgi network; plasma membrane. Bases 79 to 2343 code for a protein of 754 amino acids. Gene Ontology annotation, molecular function: cellulose synthase (UDP-forming) activity; mannan synthase activity. Gene Ontology annotation, biological process: plant-type primary cell wall biogenesis; cellulose biosynthetic process.